Canis lupus familiaris (dog) is the source of this 7693-nucleotide messenger RNA. RefSeq names its product regulating synaptic membrane exocytosis 1 (gene RIMS1). The record is from RefSeq and is a predicted model, not a curated record. NCBI's taxonomy places the organism in Eukaryota, Metazoa, Chordata, Mammalia, Carnivora, Canidae. The transcript has 34 exons. Bases 274 to 5268 code for a protein of 1664 amino acids. Gene Ontology annotation, cellular component: presynaptic membrane; cytoskeleton of presynaptic active zone. Gene Ontology annotation, molecular function: small GTPase binding; transmembrane transporter binding. Gene Ontology annotation, biological process: regulation of synaptic plasticity; intracellular protein transport; calcium ion-regulated exocytosis of neurotransmitter.
GCCGAGGCUGGGCUGCGGGAGGCGGCCGGGCGGCCCCGAGCCUCGCUCCGGCGACCAAAACAAAGGCAGCAUCCGGGGCUGGGUGGAUGCAAACAACCAUGAAAGACUGGGUUCUCUCCCUCCCCGGCUCUGCUGCUGCCGCCGCCGCCGCUCCUCCUCCUGCCGCCGCCGCCGGGAGGGCUCCUCUGUGAGGGGAGGCAGGGGCGCAGCUGCUGGGCGUGAACCCGAAAGGUGAGAGCCGGGAGCCAGCGAGGGGGCGGGCAGGCCACGAAAAUGUCCUCGGCCGUGGGGCCCCGCGGUCCUCGCCCACCCACGGUGCCUCCCCCCAUGCAAGAGCUGCCCGACCUGAGCCACCUGACCGAGGAAGAGAGGAACAUCAUCAUGGCAGUGAUGGACCGGCAGAAGGAAGAGGAGGAAAAAGAAGAAGCCAUGCUCAAGUGUGUUGUCAGGGACAUGGCGAAGCCUGCUGCCUGCAAAACACCAAGAAAUGCUGAAAACCAGCCCCACCAACCUUCACCGAGAUUGCAUCAACAAUUUGAAAGCUAUAAAGAACAAGUGAGAAAAAUAGGGGAAGAAGCACGACGUUACCAGGGAGAGCACAAAGAUGAUGCUCCGACUUGCGGAAUCUGUCAUAAGACAAAGUUUGCUGAUGGGUGUGGCCAUCUCUGCUCCUACUGCCGCACCAAGUUCUGUGCUCGCUGUGGAGGCCGCGUGUCUCUGCGAUCCAACAACGAGGACAAAGUGGUUAUGUGGGUAUGCAAUUUAUGUCGAAAGCAACAAGAAAUCUUAACCAAAUCUGGGGCAUGGUUCUUUGGAAGUGGCCCUCAGCAGCCAAGUCAGGAUGGAACCCUAAGUGAUACAGCUACAGGUGCUGGUUCUGAGGUACCAAGAGAAAAGAAAGCACGGCUCCAAGAGCGAUCACGGUCUCAGACACCCCUGAGCACGGCAGCUGCCUCCUCCCAGGACACAGCUCCUCCCAGCGCACAACCAGACAGGAGCAAGGGGGCUGAGUCCUCACAGCAAGCGGUGGGGCCUGAACAGAAGCAGGUUUCAUCCAGGUCUAGAAGUGAACCUCCAAGAGAGAGGAAGAAGACUGCGGGGCUCUCUGAGCAGAACGGCAAGGGAGCCCAGAAGAGCGAGCGGAAACGCGCGCCCAAGUCCUCCGUGCAGCCUGGAGAGGGGGCCGUGGAAGAACGGGAGCGGAAGGAAAGGCGGGAAAGCCGAAGGCUCGAGAAAGGGCGGUCACAGGACUUCCCGGACGUGCCAGAGAAACGAGAGGACCGCAAAGCGGCGGAAGAUGAGAAGCAAAGGAAAGAGGAGGAGUACCAGACCAGGUACCGCAGCGACCCGAACCUGGCGCGGUACCCGGUGAAACCGCCGCCCGAGGAGCAGCAGAUGCGCAUGCACGCCCGGGUGUCCCGCGCGAGGCACGAGCGGCGCCACAGCGACGUGGCCCUCCCGCGCACCGAGGCGGGCGCCCCGCCGCCCGACAGCAAGGCCGGCAAGCGCGCGCCGGCCGCCGCCAGGGCCUCGCCGCCCGAUUCGCCGCGGGCCUACUCGGCCGAGAGGACCGCGGAAGCCAGGGCGCCGGGCGCCAAGCAGCUCACGAACCACAGCCCGCCGGCACCCAGGCAUGGGCCGGUCCCCGCAGAAGCCCUGGAGCCCAAAGCCCAGGAGCCGCUCAGGAAGCAGAGCCGCCUGGACCCCAGCUCGGCCGUCCUCAUCAGGAAGUCCAAGCGCGAGAAGGUGGAGACCAUGCUGCGGAACGACUCCUUGAGCUCCGAUCAGUCCGAGUCGGUGCGGCCGUCUCCGCCCAAGCCGCACCGGUCCAAGAGGGGCGGCAAGAAGCGGCAGAUGUCGGUGAGCAGCUCCGAGGAGGAGGGCGUGUCCACGCCGGAGUACACCAGCUGCGAGGACGUGGAGCUCGAGAGCGAGAGCGUCAGCGAGAAAGGUGAUUUGGAUUAUUACUGGUUGGAUCCUGCUACGUGGCAUAGCCGGGAAACAUCACCUAUUAGUUCGCAUCCUGUAACGUGGCAGCCAUCUAAAGAAGGAGACCGAUUAAUUGGACGUGUUAUUCUUAACAAGAGAACAACCAUGCCCAAAGAAUCAGGUGCAUUACUGGGUCUGAAAGUUGUUGGAGGAAAAAUGACUGAUUUAGGACGUCUUGGUGCCUUCAUCACCAAAGUAAAGAAGGGUAGCCUUGCAGAUGUAGUUGGACACUUGAGAGCAGGGGAUGAAGUUCUAGAAUGGAAUGGUAAACCCCUGCCGGGAGCUACAAAUGAAGAAGUUUACAACAUUAUUUUAGAAUCAAAAUCAGAACCUCAAGUUGAAAUUAUUGUUUCAAGGCCUAUUGGUGACAUUCCACGGAUUCCUGAGAGCUCCCAUCCUCCACUGGAGUCCAGUUCAAGUUCCUUUGAGUCUCAGAAGAUGGAAAGGCCUUCCAUUUCUGUUAUUUCUCCAACAAGUCCUGGAGCUCUAAAAGAUGCCCCACAAGUCUUGCCAGGACAACUUUCUGUGAAGCUGUGGUAUGAUAAAGUGGGACACCAGCUGAUUGUAAAUGUUCUGCAAGCAACAGAUUUACCUACUAGAGUAGAUGGGCGUCCCAGGAAUCCCUACGUGAAAAUGUAUUUUCUUCCAGAUAGAAGUGAUAAAAGCAAAAGAAGGACCAAAACAGUAAAGAAAGUCCUAGAACCAAAAUGGAAUCAAACAUUUGUCUAUUCACAUGUACAUCGUAGAGAUUUUAGAGAACGGAUGUUAGAAAUAACUGUGUGGGAUCAACCAAGAGUACAAGAAGAAGAGAGUGAAUUUCUUGGAGAGAUCCUCAUAGAAUUGGAGACAGCACUUUUAGAUGAUGAGCCACAUUGGUAUAAACUUCAGACACAUGAUGAAUCCUCACUACCUCUGCCUCAGCCAUCACCAUUCAUGCCAAGGCGACACAUUCAUGGAGAAAGCUCUAGCAAAAAACUACAAAGAUCUCAGCGAAUCAGUGAUAGUGACAUCUCAGAUUAUGAGGUUGAUGAUGGUAUUGGAGUAGUUCCUCCAGUAGGUUAUAGGUCUAGUGCUAGAGAAAGUAAAUCUACAACAUUAACUGUGCCAGAACAGCAAAGAACAACUCAUCACCGCUCACGUUCAGUAUCUCCUCACCGCGGCGAUGAUCAGGGAAGGCCGCGUUCACGUUUACCAAAUGUGCCAUUACAGAGGAGUUUAGAUGAAAUUCAUCCAACAAGAAGGUCACGUUCUCCAACUAGACACCAUGAUGCCUCCCGAAGUCCAGUUGAUCACAGAUCCAGAGAUGUGGAUAGUCAGUAUUUAUCAGAACAAGACAGUGAGCUUCUUAUGCUGCCCAGAGCAAAACGAGGACGAAGUGCAGAAUGCCUACAUACAACCAGACAUUUUGUUAGGCACUAUAAAACAUUACCGCCUAAGAUGCCUUUGUUAGAGAACGGUUCUCACUGGAAUAUUUACAGUGAACUGCAGCCCUCUCUUGACAGGGCUAGGAGUGCUAGUACCAACUGCUUGAGACCAGAUACUAGUUUGCAUUCACCAGAACGAGAAAGGGGUAGAUGGUCCCCCUCCCUAGAUAGGAGACGACCUCCUAGUCCCAGGAUUCAAAUCCAGCAUGCAUCUCCGGAGAAUGACAGGCACUCCAGAAAGUCUGACAGAUCUAGCAUCCAAAAACAGACUAGGAAAGGCACUGCCUCUGAUGCAGAAAGGGUUCUCCCACCAUGCCUUUCUAGAAGGGGAUACGCAGCCCUAAGAGCGACUGAUCAGCCAGUCCUUAGGGGAAAACAUCCCGCUCGCUCAAGGUCGAGUGAGCACUCUAGUGUCAGAGCACUGUGUUCUACCCACCACCUUGCCCCUGGAGGGUCGGCGCCACCUUCUCCGCUUCUGACAAGAAUGCACAGACAAGCAAGUCCAACCCAUCCUCCUCCUUCAGACACAUCCUUCAGCAGUCGGAGGGGACGACAGCUCCCACAGGUGCCAGUGAGAAGCAGCAGUAUAGAACAAGAACAAGAAAAAUAUAACUCUUCCACAAAAGCAAGCUUAGUAGUGGAGGAGCGAACAAGACAGAUGAAAAUGAAAGUCCAUCGAUUUAAGCAGACAACAGGGUCUGGUUCUAGUCAAGAACUUGAUCGCGAGCAAUAUUCCAAGUAUAGCAUACAUAAAGAUCAGUACAGAAGCUGUGAUAACGUCUCUGCCAAAUCAUCAGAUAGUGAUGUCAGUGAUGUGUCCGCCAUUUCCCGAACCAGCAGUGCCUCACGCCUCAGCAGCACAAGCUUUAUGUCAGAGCAAUCUGAGCACCCCAGGGGUAGAAUCAGUUCAUUUACCCCUAAAAUGCAAGGCAGACGGAUGGGGACUUCAGGAAGAGCCAUCACGAAGAGCACCAGUGUGAGUGGGGAGAUGUACACACUGGAGCAUAAUGAUGGCAGUCAGUCCGACACGGCUGUGGGUACAGUUGGAGCAGGUGGAAAGAAAAGGAGAUCCAGCCUGAGUGCCAAAGUGGUUGCCAUAGUAUCUAGAAGGAGUAGAAGCACAUCCCAACUAAGCCAAACAGAGUCAGGCCACAAGAAGUUAAAAAGUACCAUCCAGAGAAGCACAGAAACAGGAAUGGCAGCUGAAAUGAGGAAGAUGGUAAGGCAACCAAGUCGAGAGUCUACUGAUGGCAGCAUCAACAGUUACAGCUCCGAGGGAAACUUAAUAUUUCCUGGAGUACGACUAGGAGCAGACAGUCAAUUCAGUGAUUUUCUUGAUGGAUUGGGACCAGCUCAGCUAGUUGGCCGUCAAACCCUUGCCACCCCUGCAAUGGGUGACAUACAAAUUGGAAUGGAGGAUAAAAAGGGCCAAUUAGAAGUUGAAGUUAUUAGAGCACGAAGUCUCACGCAAAAACCUGGUUCCAAGUCUACACCUGCUCCAUACGUCAAAGUAUAUCUUUUGGAAAACGGGGCCUGUAUAGCCAAAAAGAAGACAAGAAUUGCACGAAAAACCCUUGAUCCUUUAUAUCAACAGUCCCUGGUUUUUGAUGAAAGUCCACAGGGUAAAGUUCUUCAGGUGAUCGUCUGGGGGGACUAUGGCAGAAUGGACCAUAAAUGCUUUAUGGGUGUGGCACAGAUCUUGCUGGAAGAACUUGAUCUCUCCAGUAUGGUAAUUGGAUGGUACAAGUUGUUCCCACCAUCAUCCCUGGUGGAUCCCACACUCACUCCCCUGACCCGCCGGGCUUCCCAGUCAUCUCUGGAAAGUUCAACUGGGCCUCCCUGCAUCCGCUCAUAGUGAACUCAUACAAGAGUCAUUCCAGUGAAACUCUACCUUUCAGGAUAAUAAUCUGAACCAGAUAUUUCAUGAUCAAAAGCAUUGUUGGAGACAGACAAUCAACUUGUGUUUUGCCUGUAGUAGUUUUCAAUAAUAUGUCCCACUUGUUUAGAACCUGGCUUCAUAUGACAGAACAAGACAGUCUAUCAAAUUACAGUAAGAGUCAACAUGCUAGUGAGAGUCACUGAUGCUUCGAACAAACAGAAAAAGAGGAAACUUCAAAUACACACACACAAACACACACAUACACACACACACGCACCCCAAAUUGAACAAACUGGAAACUCUCACUCUGAAAAGUUGUAUUUUACACGUUUCUGCACAGACCACAAGCAGUGUUAUUUCCUUGGUGUUUGAGAAAUUUUGUUCUGUGUGUUUUAUUUGUGUAUUAUUUGUUGGGUUUUGGUUUCUUGAUCUGUUUUGUUUUAUUUUUCACUGUAUUUGUUAUUUCCACUAGUUUUUGGAUAUGUCAUGACAGGCCUCAUGAUGCUUACAAAGACCUUUCCUUUCUUUUCCCAAAAGCACCAAAGGGCUGAAGCAGUCUCUGUGGCAUCUCCCCAAAGUGUUCAACAACUAGGCAAGAUGAGGCCAAUGAAGGGUUUCACUGGCUUUCAUUUUAUAAUACUUCAGUCUUAUGUGUGGAAACCCAGAAAACAAAAAGUUAUCUUCUAAAACAAAUAAUCAUAGAAUCACUUUUUUUUAAUGAAGAAUAAUCUGUUUGCGUUCUAAAAAAGUAAUUUAUGUUUUCCAUUGUUCUCCAUGGAAGAUUUUUAAAGAAGUCAACCUGCAACAAAUGCUGGGAAUUAAAACUAACCACAUAACUGUACUUUGGAAACUCUCCUCAUAAUAACUUCUUCUUUCUGAUAUCUCCCCAAAAAAGUAUAUGCUCAUGUGUAUAAACCAUACUUUUGACUCCCCAAAAUGGUGACUAAAAACUAGAAACAGAUUUGAGCUGAAAACACUUACAGUUAUGCCCAGGCCUCUCGGCCAUGUCUCCACGUAGACAUACCCAUCUGCCCCAGAAAGAGCAUGGUAUGAGCUGUCCAGUAUUCCACUGGAAAUUCCAGUUGAAAUAUUCUGCACUAAAGUGAUGUUUUUAUCAAAUUUUAGUUUACAUUUCUUUGAGAUCGAUGCAAGCACAAAGCUUGAUUUUUUAAUGCAAAGUAUCUUACUUCUGGGGUGGGGGGAAUAAAACAGUCAAAUUUCAACUUGCAUUUUCUUCAUUUGAGUUUUUCUUGGCCUUGAAUUUCCCUUGUGACAUUCUGUAUAAGUGCUACAAACUGCAGACUCUGCAGAUGCAUUGAUAUGUUCUCCCUCCUUUUAUGAGUCAUUCAAUUUUUGUGAUCACACAAAUAGAGCAGCAUGACUUGGAACUGUUCAAAGCUGCAUGCACGUUUUGUAAAAAAAAAGAAAAAAAAGAAAAAAAAAGAAGAAAAAGAAAAGAAAGGAAAAGAAAGAAAAAGAAUAAAGAAAAGAAAAAAUGAAAAAAUAGGUUAUUUAAUAAUGUAUGUUAGUUCCACCUUAGGCCAGCUUGUAUGUUGCAUGUACUUGUACAGUUUGCUCGUUAAUUACUCUACUGAAAUAACCAAGAAAUCUAAGCCAUCCAUUUUUGUUAUAGACAUUUUGCAGGUUUUAGCCAUACUCCGUCUGUGAGUUUGGGGUGAAAUGUCUAUAGAUGGACUUUAUUUUUUACCCUCUGGAAAACGUGAUGUAGUAUGGACCAAAUUCCUUCUAAUUAAUAUUUUGGUGUAGAUUCCUACCGUGGGGCUGUACCACAUGUAGACACUGUGUUACACACUAGGUUUUAAUCCAUAGACAUACUGCCUGCACCAAGUGAAUUAUUUAUUAUUAUUUACACAUACCAGAAUUAUCUGCCCAUCAUUCCACAGGGCACAGAUUGACCACUAUACUCACCAUGCUGAGCAGGAAGAACUGAAGCAUUGGUGCACUUCUACUAGAUUCCGUUCUGUCUUAGUGGCCAACAAUCAACUAAUUAUAAUUGGGUAGUAUCUUUCUAUUUUGACCACUUGUCUUAACACUCCCCUGUGCUUUUAAAAUGAACAACUCAUGUAUGUAAACAUGUUUAAUAAAAUUUACUUUUCAUGUCAGUUGGUAGCCAUCUGUGUUCUAUGUUUUGCCAGAUUUCCAUUGUGGGUUCUAUGGUGCAAAAUGGGAGCCAGAUCAUGGGAAAAGGACGCUGAGAUUUGUUGUCUGCUGUGGGCAUUUGACUUGACUUGUCACUGCACUAUAUCUGUCUUAAUCUACGCCCAAAGGGUACUUUGCAUCACAUACAAGUUUUCACUUUGUUAGCCUGUCUAAGUGAACACAUGACUAUACUUCUGAAAAGUGGCAUUAUUAAAAACAAUAAAUCUCGGUAAGAAUCAUA